Molecule: messenger RNA, 3238 nt
Organism: Gryllus bimaculatus (two-spotted cricket)
Lineage: Eukaryota; Metazoa; Arthropoda; Insecta; Orthoptera; Gryllidae
Source: the annotation of a GenBank genome assembly
CCAGUAAAAGAAGUUUCCAAGAUCCUACAGAAAGGCCUGCAAGAGUUCUGAGCCGUAGAAUGGUAGAAACUGAAGCAGACGCUCAAGAGCAAACAGGAAUUGAACACAGUGAAGACAAUAUAUGUUCAGAUAGCCUUCAAUUAAGUUCAGUGUUUGGGUCUAUUAAAGAGGAUGUGAAAGAACAAGUAAAUGGACUCUCCAAGGAGAUUGAACUUCGAGAUAUUAUCCCACCUGAGAAACUAAAGCCAGAUGUUGAGAAGGGGAAAGAGACAUUUGAAAGAGCAGACUUUGAAAAGGCUAUUGAACUUACUGGUUAUGGAAAAUUUCACUAUUUUCUUUUAGCAGUGUGUGGCUUUGUGAGUACAAGUGAAGAGAUGGAUGUUAUUUCUAUGUCCUUCAUCUUGCCAUCAGCACAAUGUGACCUGAAACUUAGUACACAAACAAAAGGAUGGCUCAACAGUAUCAUUUUUAUAGGAAUGAUGGUUGGUGCUUAUGCCUGGGGAUCUGUAGCAGAUUCCUUGGGACGAAAGAAGGUGUUAAUUGCAAUAUCAAUAAUGAAUGCAUUAUGCAUUGUAGCUUCAAGCUUUAGUCAAAACUAUGAAUUAUUUAUGCUCUUCAGAUUCCUAAAUGGAGCAGCCCUUGGUGGAAGCGGUCCAGUUAUUUGGUCUUAUUUCGCUGAAUUUCAACCCAAAGAUAAAAGAGGAGCCAUGUUGAGUUUCAUGGCAGCGUUCUGGACGCUAGGAAAUUUAUUUGUGGCAGGCAAACAUGAAGAAACUAUUAAUAUUUUCAGAAGGAUAUAUCAUUCAAAUACUGGAAAUCCGGAAGAUACAUAUCAAGUUAAAGAACUUAUCAUGGAUUUAUCAAUGAUAGAACCCAAAAAAGACAAAAGUAAAGAAUCAGGAGGAUGUUCAAAGUUCAAGCACAUGAUGAGUGAUGUUGGUAACAAUAGCAAGCAAUUGUUUAUACCUCCAAUAUUGAGAUUUACUUUGAUCUCCAUAAUAAUAAAUUUUACAUUCCACAUUGGAUACUAUGGUCUAAUGAUGUGGUUCCCAGAACUUUUCAAUCGCUUUGAUGAAUUCAAUCGAAUGCAUCCUGGUGAAGAAGCUUCAGUGUGUGAAGUGACGGAAUUUGUAGUUAGCACAGGCUCACAUUCAGAAGAUGGCCUUUGCUCAGAUACAAUUGAAAGCAAAGUUUUUAUGGAAUCAUUAAUUACUGUAGCUUCUGCCAUCCCUAGCAACAUAAUUGCAGUUUUAGGCAUGGACAGACUAGGAAGAAAGUUCUUCUUAGUUUUCAGUACUUUUACAUCUGGCCUUUGUGCAGUUGGAAUGUACUUUGUUUAUAAUUCCAAACACAAUCUCAUUGUAUCAGCUGUUUUCAGUAGUGUUAUAAGUUGUGGUAAUGCAGCUCUGGAUUGUCUAAUAACAGAAGUUUUUCCUACAAAUCUUCGGGCAACUGGUGUUGCAAUUUCAAUGGUUGCAGCUAGAUUGGGAGGAAUUAUUGGCAACAUAGUAAUAGCAACAUUGCUUGAUAUGUAUUGCCCAGCACCAACUUUCAUAGUGGCAGCUUUAUUGAUAGGAGGUGGACUCCUAUGUUUGUUCCUACCAAAUACUACCAGGGAGCCUCUUUCUUGACACCUACUCACAGAGGAACAUUUUAAAAGAAAUUAUGAUUGUCAAACAGAGUUGAUAAAUGAAUCAUUUUUUGAAAGAACAAACACCUCGUCAAUUAGUAGAUAUGGUAAUGAGGAACAUCUUUCUUGUAUUGCAACUGAAAGCUGCAACAUCAUUUGGCAUUGUCUUCUCCUUUGACAAUAUAAAUCUUUGUAUUAGCAAUUUUAAAUGCUAAACAUUGUUUUAAUUUUAUUUUAGAAAUGCUGGUAGUACAACACCAGUCAUGCAUAGAUUAUUGUAUAUAUUGCUCAUAGUUAAAUUAUUUUUAGCUUGUAAUGUUCAAAACAAUCAAUUAUCAUUUUUAGCAUAGUGAUAAAUAUCAUCCAUAAAUAAUUUCAUAAACACCACAAUUAGGAUUGUGGUAAAAUCAAAUGAAGACUGCAAAAUAAUGAAACUGUUUUGGAAUGAUGCCAUAUUUUAAUAAACAAAUACAUUGAAUGAACUAAGCUUAAAAGUUAACUAAACUCUUGAAUCAGCAGAAAAAAAAUGUAAAUGUUUACAUUGCCCUGUAUGAAAACUUGGAAAGAAAUUUGUGAUAUUGUGUGACACAAUAGAUAAUAGGUAUCUAAAUAAAGUCACAAACAAAAAUGUUGCAUUGCAACAAAAUUACAUAAAUAGGGUUUUCAUUGAGAACUUUAGGAAUUUUAGGGAUGCUCAAGGUAUUUCCAAAUAACCUAUUUCAUCAAUACUCUUCUGUUUAUAUUCUUGAAAUAAAAUCUAGACUGCUGAUUUAAUGUAUAAAUUUACAAGUACUGGGAGUUUGUAAGGAACAUUAGAAAUCUAUGAAUUAAUUUUUUUUUUAAUUUGGUUUAAAUUAGGCAAUUUAUACUAAAAUUUAACAAAAGCAAAUAGCCUCGUUUUUGUGAAACUGACUGGAAAAAAACUGAGGCACUUGAACCGACUCAUUUUCAGAUGCCAUUAAUGAAGUAGGUAUUAGUUAACAUAAUAUUAGUCAUUGUCAUUUUUAAUUGGUAUUUGCUAGUAUGUUUUUUCUAUAGACUACUUUUAUUGUUACACUUUACAAAUUGCCAGUAAAUUCUUACUGAUUCAAGUCAGUUGUCUUGUGAUUGAUAUCUAUAUUACAAUGUGAAUGUACAUAAUGCUUACAAGAACUUAGUUAAACCAGCUGGAUAUUUUAAUUAGCAUAAGAUCAUAUUUCUUAAAUGUUUAACAAAUAUCUAGUCAUCACUACAUCAAGACAGUCACUGUAAAUAAUUAUCAUAAUACAAUUAGCAUAAAAUAUUGAUAAACGAGUGCAAAUAUCACACAACUGUGCUAAGAAUUCAAAUAUGACCAAAUGUUUGUGAGAAAACAAUAAACACUCAGAAAUUAAUUGCCUUUAAUUUUGUGUUUUCCUACAGAGAUCAAAUAAAUCAAAAGAAUGUGAUGGAACAAUGUGUUAAGUUUUUCAUUUCUCAAACCAUGUUUUGUUUCAUCCGCAUGCCAUCAUACUCCACAAAUUUAAAUUUUCUGUUCUUACUAUGGAACACGAUUUCCAUUGUCCUACUUUGUAACCAUACAUUCAUCUCAUUACAUCCAAAGAAGCAGUAAUUCCAUUAGGAAUUUAC